AUGUCUUCUGAAGGUGGUAGCAAGUCACCAAGCUCCCAAGUAUACAAGAAGAGGUUUGUGGCCAAUCUACACCGCGUUACGACUGAAGCUCAGUUCCAGAGGUGGCAGGCCACUUAUGCUUCUGCAAUUCCUGAUGAUGUGCAUAUCAAGCUGGCGAAGCCUUUGACUGACCAUGUGCCUUGUGUGGAUGCAAAUGACCCAAAUGCCAAAAUUAUCACAUUCUGUCCCUUUUAUUUCUCCUUGGGCUUCAAAUUCCUGCUGUCAAAGCUUUUCAAGGAGAUGUUUUGUACCAUGGGGUGUGCUCCGAGUCAGUGUACUCCGAACGUUUACUGGGCGAUCAUGUGUUUUGAAAAUCUAAGCCGUUUCUUCAUGUUGGAGCUGACGGUGCGAGAGUUCUUCUAUUUUUUCGAAGUGAGGCACUUCGAGGAGUACGCCCAAUUAAGGAGAUCACGUGUGGCACAACGAUGGGAGGGUGAUGGUCCACUUGUUCCCAUCACCUAUUGCAAUGAUAUGUCUUUCUACGUGAGUGACAUCAACAAGAAAUUGAAGCUUGGACCGGACAUGUCUUCUGCUUGUAAGAGAGUUCAUCUACCUGGGUGA
Molecule: messenger RNA, 600 nt
Organism: Prunus armeniaca (apricot)
Lineage: Eukaryota; Viridiplantae; Streptophyta; Magnoliopsida; Rosales; Rosaceae
Source: the annotation of a GenBank genome assembly